This is a messenger RNA of Drosophila bipectinata, 3811 nucleotides long. RefSeq names its product kinesin-like protein CG14535. The record is from RefSeq and is a predicted model, not a curated record. Gene Ontology annotation, molecular function: ATP binding; microtubule motor activity; microtubule binding. NCBI's taxonomy places the organism in Eukaryota, Metazoa, Arthropoda, Insecta, Diptera, Drosophilidae. Gene Ontology annotation, biological process: microtubule-based movement.
GCAACGCUGUCGGCACGCGUUUGGCCAUCUCGCCUCGCGGGCUUUUUUUUAUCCUUCGGUGUUGCCGUCGCCGUGACAAACCCAAAAUAAAGAAAACAACAACAACAACAACAAAAAAGAAAAGAGUCGUAGAAUAUCCUGGAGUGUUGAAUAGAAAUAUAAAUCAUGUGUAACGAAGAAAUCAAGGAAAUUCGAAAAGCCAAAGAUGAAAUCAACAACGUGAAAUUGCCAGUCAUAAAAAAAGGGAAACCCGAGUGCUUCCAGCAAUAAACUUCCGCCAAACCAACCAACUUUGGCAACCAAUAAGCGACGAAUGAUGGCCACCACCACCACCACCUCCACCAGCACCGCCACCAGCGGCAGCACAUCCGCCUCCACGUCCCGGAACGGUGGCUUCUGUGGUGCCCUCCAACGGGCGCCGCCGCCCAUGCCGCCCGCCCUCGUCCGGAGACUGAGCAGCAGGGAGUGCUAUGGUGUGGGCAAGGUGAAGGUCAUGCUGCGGGUGGCGGAGCGGGACAGAAACGCAGCCGGAGGAGAGCCGGACUUCAUGGCGUUGGACAAGAAAAAGCGCCAAGUCACGCUCACAGAUCCGAGGAAUGUGUGCCCGCCGCCACAGGCAGCCCAGGAGCGGGGGCCCAUGGUGGCAGCACCCAAAAUGUUUGCUUUCGAUAACCUCUUCACCGCCGAGGAUAAACAGUCGGAUGUGUGUGCAUCGGCGUUGAGCGAAGUGAUACCCGCCGUGCUCGAAGGAUCUGACGGCUGCCUGCUGGCCAUGGGAUAUCCUGCCACCGGGCAGUCCCAAACGGUGCUCGGCGAGUUGGGCGGCAGCAGUGGGAGUGGUGGCAAUGGUGGCACGUCGUGCUCCCUGGGAGCGGCCCCCUGUGCCAUAUCCUGGCUGUACAAGGGCAUCCAGGAGCGGCGCCAGAAGAGCGGAGCUCGCUUCUCAGUGCGUGUCAGCGCCGUGGGCGUUAGUGCCACAAAGCCGGACACUCUAUCCCAGGAUUUACUCAUUUCGCAUGCAGCCGAAUCUGACGACUCCCCGGGGAUUUAUUUGCGUGACGACUUCCUUGGCGGUCCAACGGAACUACGUGCACCCACCGCCGAGCGUGCGGCCCUCUUUCUCGACUCGGCGCUUGCCGGACGCUUAAAAAGUUCCGGUUCCACGGGAUCUGGGAGUUCUGGAACAGGAGCGGGAGCGGGAGCCGGAUCAGGGACUGGAGGCGGAUGUGCUGCCCCCUUGGAGUCCGCCCUCAUCUUUACGCUGCAUGUCUACCAGUACAGCCUGUCCCGCAAGGGGGGUGUGGCUGGCGGUCGGAGCCGUUUACAUAUCAUCGACUUAGGAGGAUGUGCGAAUCGCAGCGGGGGCCUGCCGCUGUCGGGGAUCGGGAACAUACUCCUGGCGAUACUAUCCGGCCAGCGACAUCCCCCCCACAAGGACCACCCGCUGACCCCCCUGCUGAAGGACUGCCUGGCCCCCAUUACUUGCCAUGUGGCCAUCAUGGCCCAUGUGCGACCCGAGCAGAGCUACCAGGAUGCCCUAUCAACAAUUCAAAUUGCAUCGAGGAUUCAUCGACUGCGCCGCAGGAAGCACCGCGUCCCCAUGCCCCUGGCCGUGGGCCUGGCCCAAGGACUCGGCGGUAAUGGCUCCUCGGCGGGAUCCGGCGCAGAUCCCUCCAGUUCAGAAAUCUCAGCCGACACUGUCAUCUAUAUGGGACCCAACGACGACGCCACGGAUGGGGAACACCCGCCCGUGUAUCUGCCAUCGCUCAGCGCCGGCGACAACAGGGGGGUGAUGAGCAAGGCCCUGAAGGGGAGCGGCCUGGAGAAACCGCCCUCGAAGUCGGCCAACAACAGCCCCAUGAUGAUGAAGAAAGUCCUGGCAGCCGAGAAAGCCAAAAAACUACCAGGAAGUAAUACGGGAAGCCUGAAACGUUCGGCCGGAGCGGGAGCCUGCUCCUCGCCUUUGAUUCCCCACGAACUGCCCCAGCAGCCCAUCCAGGCAAUGGGCUCCCCCAUACCAAUACCCCGACACAUGGUGUCCAAGGGAUCCAUGGUGCCAUCGCCCAAAGGAUCUCCGAUGCGACGAGCUCAUCCCGGAGCAGCGCUCGAACAACUGGAGGCGGGUAUGCGGAAAAUCACGGAGGAGCAGUGGAUAGAUGGUCCGCGAGUGUCCAGGGCCAAGGUGGCCGAGGCGCGCCACCUGAUGCGGGAGGUGAACCAUGUGAAGCAAUGUGAGACGUGGGUGGAUGGCCCCAAGUCGCAGUCCUGCCGAUCCUUAACAGCCGGAAACCUGCCAGCCUCGGGGGCGAGUCAGACGCAGGGAUAUGGGUUCAUGGACUCCCAUAAAAAGACCAUGAUCCGGCAGUGGGUGGAGAACCAGACAACGCAAGUCUUCCAAAGUACAGUCUCCGCCAACAAUUCGCCCACAGCCCUGCACUGGAAAUUGUCCCAGCUGAAGCAGAAGUCCCUGGACCUGCCGGACAGACCUGCUUUCCAACCGGAGCCCUCCUUGGACUUGCCACAGGCGGCAUUCGAGGCGUUACCUCUUCUGGAUCCUGCUCCUCCGGAUGGCGACGAGGAUGAGGACAGUGGUCCGUCGGAGGUUCCACCUGCUUUGCCCCUUCUCGACGAUCCGCUCGGCUCUAGGGAUAUUUCCCAGGACAACCUGCAGAGGAUGCUGUCGCGGCAUGUUUCCCGGGAGCAGCUCCACGAGGCUGAACUGGUGGCCAGUCGGGCGUCAUCUUCGCACCAUCCUUCGCAAAGAAGCAUCGAUUGUGGGCUGCAGGUGACGGAGGAGGAAAUUGCCAGGACCAUGGCCAGAGAUCGGGAAAUGGAGCAUACACCUGGUCAUCCGCUGUCUGCCCUGAGUCAUUGCGAUAAUAUAUCCUUCGUGUCGAGCUUCAACAUGGCCUGCGAGUCCUUUAGCGAGUGCGGAGAGAGAGCGAGACACCAAUUCGAUCAGUUGGCCCGGCUCCAUGAGAUCUUCACCUCCCAGCUGGCCAUGGCCGAGGUCACACCCUCCGCCGCCCUAUUCCGCACGGAUGUGGGUAGUGUCUUCAGCGAGCCUGUCUUUCACUUCAAUGUGGGCCAGAGCAGCGUGUGCAGUGAGCCCGCCUACAGACUCACGCCCAGUCCGCCCCACAAGCAACCCUCCCACAGCCCCAGCCAAGGAUCUCUGCCCAGCCUAAACGGGAUCAUGGAGAUAGCCGGCAUGGAUGACUAUUCCCUGCUCCGACAGCCGGACGGGGCUUCGGACCCCAAUCUGCAGAAGAGCGAGAAGCGGUUCGCCCCGCAGCACGAUGAUAUCUGCGAGCUGGAUGAGAAGUCCUUGGCGGCGGCGGUGGGAAAGCGGAAUUCCUUGGAGGAUACGCAGCACAAGCUGAAUGAAAUCACGAAUAUUCUUCCCCUCGCUGCCCAGUCAAGACUUCCCCUGCUGCCCCUGAACACCAGCUCCGAGGCCUACGACAGUGGUCAUGAUUCCAACUCCACACCCAGGACUUCCAAGCACUCGGGGAUCUCCCGGCGAGCCGAAAGUGGAUACCACAGCGUGGCUACUGUCAGGGACUCGGACGAGAGCAGCUUUGCCUCCGGCAUGUCGAAAGGUCAGAGGCAUCGCAUCACCAUUACAGGAUCGGGAGCCAUCGCAACCACCGGCAAUGGGACCUUCCACAGGCACAGCCACAGCCACAAGAAGCGACAUCGUCAGGAUCAAGCUGGGAACAACAAGGGCCUGUGCAACUGGCUCUUGAAUCCAUUUUCCUGCACUUAUCCAGAGACUGAGGGUGAGAUCAGCGAUUUUUAAACAAAAACA